CCGUUACAAGACGACCUUUCGAGAUGCGGAUGGUAUGCUUUGCGGGUUUCGGCCUGACGGUGCUUCCGGCGGCCUUCACUCGUAGAGUAAAGUCGGCUUUGGGGCAUCUUUCGGGCGUGUUUAGCUGGCUUGACGACAUUCUCAUCGCUAGCGACACACGGGAAGAACAUCUCGCCACUCAGACGCUCGUUAUGAACCGCCUUCUGGCUUCGGGGCUGUCCGUAAACUUCGCGAAGUGCAUUUUCGGCGCAGCAUCGCAGGAGUUCGUCGGCACGAUCAUCGACAGCACGGGCCUGUACCCUGCUCCAUCUAAGGUAGAUGCAAUCGCACGCAUGCCUCGCCCACACACCGUAGAAGAGCUGCGCACGUUUCUGGGUCUCACCGGCUACUUGCGUCAGUUUGUACCCAACUACAGUUUGACUGCCGCUCCGCUCGCCAACAUCCUGCGCAACAAAGCCUUCGCUUCGAAACGUGCACGCAAGCUUCCUAUCCAGUGGUCCGCAGCUGAGGAAGACGCCUUCCAGUAUUUACGAGAAACGUUGGCUUCCCCGAAGGUCCUCGCUUUCCCUGACCUUGAGCGUCCGUUCGAACUGCACACGGAUGCUAGCACGCUGGGUGUAGGUGCUUCGCUCAUGCAGACAAUCGAUGGUGUCACCAGAGCGGUGGCGUUCGCGAGCCACCGGUUUUCACAAACCGAUGCUAGACGCGGGCACACGGAACGAGAAUGCAUGGGGGUCCUCUGGGCGGUAGAUCACUUCCGGCCGUACCUAGCGGGUAGACGGUUCAAACUGGUGACAGACUGUUCUGCCCUCACAUGGUUGUUCCGAAGCCGUGAACUCUGCCCCACGCUGCACAGGUGGGCGCUGCGGCUGAUGGAGUACGACCUGGAGCUGGAAUGGAAGGCGGGGGUAGAGCACGUAGUGCCCGAUGCUUUGUCCCGGUUGCCCGUGGCGAACCCGGUAGAGAGAGGGCGACGUCGACGAUUCGUUUCCGGAUGA
Molecule: messenger RNA, 998 nt
Organism: Ectocarpus sp. CCAP 1310/34
Lineage: Eukaryota; Phaeophyceae; Ectocarpales; Ectocarpaceae
Source: the annotation of a GenBank genome assembly